AUGUCUCGACCCGAAGAUUGUGAGUUAAAAUCCCUACACGAUGCCGUUAAAUCGAAAAAUUUAGAUUUACUGGAAUCGUUAUUUAAAAGGGGUGCUGAUCCAAAUACGGUUGAUGACAAGGGCAGAACAGCUCUGAAUUUUAUAUGUUAUCAAGCUAAGUUGUCAGAGAUUAAUUUGAAAAUGAUUCAACUUCUCAUCCAGUAUGGAGCCGACGUAAAUACACAAGAUGAAUACGGUAACAGUCCGAUGAUGAAUCUAUUUUAUGACGAAUCCAAUGGUAUGAGAGUACGCAUUGAGGCAUUGAAAAUACUUUUGCAAAAUGGAGCUAACUUCACACGAGUCAACCACAAGGACAUUGAAAAUACUUUUGAAAAACGAAGCUGA
This is a messenger RNA of Trichogramma pretiosum, 384 nucleotides long. RefSeq names its product ankyrin repeat domain-containing protein 54-like. The transcript has 2 exons. The record is from RefSeq and is a predicted model, not a curated record. Gene Ontology annotation, molecular function: protein binding. Bases 1 to 384 code for a protein of 127 amino acids. NCBI's taxonomy places the organism in Eukaryota, Metazoa, Arthropoda, Insecta, Hymenoptera, Trichogrammatidae.